Molecule: messenger RNA, 937 nt
Organism: Coccidioides immitis RS
Lineage: Eukaryota; Fungi; Ascomycota; Eurotiomycetes; Onygenales; Onygenaceae
Exons: 1
Coding region: 219-539 (106 amino acids)
Source: RefSeq, a predicted model, not a curated record
GAGGACCUCGCCGGAGCUGCUCCAGCAUGAACAUCGGCUGGACUCCAGGCUCGCACACCCGCCGAUGGGGGAAAGUUCUGAGUCACCCAAAGAACCACCAUUGGAGGUGGUUCUUCGAUCACGCCCACCCCGCAUUUCCUGACCAAAUGCGUCUCAUGUCUCGAUGGAGGAAUCUUUUCCCCCGUGACACCCUUCCAAGAUGCUAAUGGCAGAGACAAAUGAGCCCUGUGUAUAUUAACACCGUCAGCCACCCGCCCCGCCGGCCGGCCAGAACGGACCAGAGGACAGACCAGAGCAGAGCAACACAGACACCGGCGAGACUUGCGACUGGCGGCUGGCGAGAGAUUUUGCGCUGGCUGUUUCGGCCGCCGAGUGCCGAGGCUCAACGCAGCUGGCGGCGGCUCUCCGAGAUCGCCCGACUCGCAGCUUUCCCGACGGGAAUGUCACGUGUGAGUAUUAUGUCACAUGAUCUAGUGCUACGGACGUUUUCCGGGCGCAGGAAGCGAUGCACUUCAUUCCCCUUGCAUCUAGCAUCGUGAGCUCUGGGCUCUAGAUCCAGGAGCUACCAGGGGAAGAGAGCAGGGAUGUCGUCUACUUAUAUAACUUAUGAUUCCGCCAAAGCUCCAGCUGGAGGGUUUGUAUUGUCUAUUUCAGGAAUUUUCUUAGUCGUCGCUUCGAAGUGCGUGUUUCUGAAAAUGGGUGAGAGGGUUUUGAGAAAGCCAAACCCUGAGACAAAAAAGAACUGGAAGAAUAGAAAGGGGGCCACAGGUCUUAUACACGUUUCGCCCAGAACCUGCUUCCUAAACAGUUACGCUUGAUCAUGGAGCUUGACGGGAUUCACGAAAGGGAUAUUGAAGGGCCCCCUUAUGGCCCGAAACCUUAAAAAGGGUUGCAAGAUUUGGGUGGAAACCACAGGUAUGCCCUACGAAGUACUCCG